Molecule: messenger RNA, 2037 nt
Organism: Ruditapes philippinarum (Manila clam)
Lineage: Eukaryota; Metazoa; Mollusca; Bivalvia; Venerida; Veneridae
Product: poly [ADP-ribose] polymerase tankyrase-like
Exons: 4
Coding region: 359-1885 (508 amino acids)
Cellular component (GO): cytoplasm
Molecular function (GO): protein binding; phosphatase regulator activity; enzyme inhibitor activity
Source: RefSeq, a predicted model, not a curated record
AUGUUGGGUGGAAAGAGGAAAUAGCUUUCUUUUAAGGCUAAAUCUUUAUUGCUAUUGCAUAUGUAAGGUGUAUAGAAAAAGGUAUAUUGGAUUUGAAGUAUUCUUGUGAAGAUCACGAUAGCUUUCGUAACACUGCUUGGACUGAAUAGAUGUUUCGAAACGAGAAAGCUAAAUCUGGUUGUUAGGAUAUUCUAUUUAGUUUUGGAAUACUAUUUGCAUAGAAAAGGAAUAUGCUUAAAGUGUGAAUAUGAUAUCUAACUAAGUAUGCACUCCGUCUAUAUUAAUUUCGUGACAUAUUCAAGGGGAAGCAGUUAUGAAUGCAUUGAGUAAAAUAUUUAAAGGCUGCCAGAAAUAAAAGAUGGCUGUAAAGAUGCAAACAAUAACUGUGUUAAAAGCAGAAGAGCCAGUUGAAACAGGCAAUAGUGAUGACGAUGAGGUUGUUCCAAAAAUGACGUCACCACAAAGCGCUAAGAGAAUUUCGUUUCCAGUCGACUCAAUUUUAAAUGCUGUAAUUCAGGACGGGGAUGUGAUGGAAUUGUUACACAUAUUGCGGUAUCAGCGGUCAGAGUUUGAUCUGAAUCAAAGAAAUCACACGGGUUUGACUGCAUUACAUUACGCUGUAUUGACAAAUAACCUUGAUUCAGUAAAAUUGCUGUUAAAUCACGGCGCAAAUGUGAGUUCUCAGGAUGAAUACGGGUUCUCACCUUUGCACACUGCGGCAGCACUUGGAUUUUUACAGGUCACUACAAUGCUCAUCGUUCACGGUGCUGACGUGUUUUCACUGACCAAACACUCGGAGUUACCUAUAGACUUAGCUAAAGACAUAUCAGUGAUUAGAGUUCUUUCGAAUGAAAUGUGUUUAAAGCUUCAAACCGAGCAAUAUGUAAAAUCGUUGAUAUUUCUGGCAAUCAGAACUAUGUGUUCAAUCAUGUGUAAAUUUUUCAUGUGUAUACUCAAAGGAAUUAUUUUUGUUAUGAUGUAUUUAUUUCAAAAGUGUUGUGAAUUAAAAACAAAAGGAAAAACUAAACCCGUCGCACGGACAAAAAGCGAUUCUAUACAAAAUAUAGGAAAUAAUGAUAUUCAAAGUAAUGAUAAAGAGACGCUUAACAAGAAGCAAAAUAUGGCUGUAAAGAUGCAAACAAUAACUGUGUUAAAAGCAGAAGAGCCAGUUGAAGCAGGCAAUAGUGAUGACGAUGAGGUUAUUCCAAAAAUGACGUCAUCACAUAGCGCUAAGAGAAUUUCGUUUCCAGUCGACUCAAUUUUAAAUGCUGUUAUUCAGGACGGGGAUGUGAUGGAAUUGUUACACAUAUUGCGAUAUCAGCGGUCAGAGUUUGAUCUGAAUCAAAGAAAUCACACGGGUUUGACUGCAUUACACUACGCUGUAUUGACAAAUAAUCUUGAUUCUGUAAAGUUGCUGUUAAAUCACGGCGCAAAUGUGAGUUCUCAGGAUGAAUACGGGUUCUCGCCUUUGCAUACUGCGGCAGCACUUGGAUUUUUACAGGUCACUACAAUGCUCAUCGUUCACGGUGCUGACGUGUUUUCACUGACAAAACAUUCGGAGUUACCUAUAGACUUAGCUAAAGACAUAUCAGUGAUUAGAGUUCUUUCGAAUGAAAUGUGUUUAAAGCUGCAAACCGAGCAAUAUGUAAAAUCUUUGAUAUUUCUGGCAAUCAGAACUACGUGUGCAAUUAUGUGUAAAUUUUUCAUGUAUAUUCUCAAAGGAAUUAUUUUUGUUAUGAUGUAUUUAUUUCAAAAGUGUUGUGAAUUAAAAACGAAAGGAAAAACUAAACCUGUCACACGGACAAAAAGCGAUUUAAUACAAAAUAUAGGAAACAAUGAUAUUCAAAGGAAUGAUAAAGAGACGCUUAACAAGAAGCAAAAUUGAUUAAACAAAAGUUUAUGUCACAAAACACAGUACAUAUCAAGCGUUUGUUAUUUGAUUUAACCAAAUAUUGUUUUAUAUUAUUUUGACGUAUUAUGUUUUUAAUAAAUUAUUUUAGUCUGUUGAUUUGAGUACCAUGUUGAAAGAAAUGGUAA